AACCCCACCCCCGGUAGUGACGUCGCCAUCAUGUCUCUGGAAUCGGUGCGGUAUAGCCGCGGCUCCCUGCAGGUGUUGAACCAAUUGCUUCUCCCGCACAAGAGCGAGUAUGAGCCCGUCACGGGGGUACAGCAGGGAGCCGACGCCAUCCGAACAAUGAAGGUUCGUGGGGCUCCAGCUAUCGCCAUUGUUGGGGUGCUAAGCUUGGCAGUGGAACUGACCACCAAACCAUGCCAGGAUGUGCCCAGCCUCAUCACAUUUGUCCGCGAGUCUCUACAUCACUUGGUGAGUGCCCGCCCCACGGCCGUUAAUAUGAAGAAGGCAGCGGAUGAACUCAAUGCAUUCCUGGCCGAGGAGGCUGACAAACCAGGAGCCACUAGCCAACGGCUGACUGAAAGUGUGGUUCAAUGGGCAGAAUCUCUCCUGAAGAAGGACGUGGAGGACAAUCAGAUGAUUGGGGACUUUGGCGCUAAGCACAUACUGGAGAAGGCAGGACCAACAGAGAAAGUCUGUAUGCUGACUCACUGCAAUACUGGCUCGCUGGCCACCGCAGGCUAUGGCACUGCACUUGGUGUGGUGCGCUCCCUCCAUGCACUUGGUCGCCUCUCUCACGUUUUCUGUACAGAGACCCGUCCGUACAACCAGGGCUCCAGACUCACGGCUUAUGAACUGGUGUAUGAGAAGAUCCCAGCCACUCUCAUCACAGACAGCAUGGCCUCUGUCACUAUGAGGGAACGCAAGGUUACUGCUGUUGUGGUGGGCGCAGACCGGGUGGUUGCAAAUGGAGAUACAGCCAAUAAAAUUGGCACAUACCAGUUGGCCAUCAUUGCCAAAUAUCACGGAAUCCCUUUCUAUGUGGCUGCACCCAGCACUUCAUGUGACCUCAGCCUGCCAACAGGAGGCAGCAUUGUGAUAGAGGAGAGGCCCAGCCAUGAGCUAACAGAUAUCAAUGGCAUCAGAAUAGCAGCACCAGGAAUUGAUGUGUGGAAUCCUGCUUUUGAUGUCACCCCCCAUGAGCUGAUCACUGGGAUAAUAACAGAGCGUGGGGUCUUUAAACCAGAGGAGCUGAAAGACGGACUAACAAAGGGACAGUGAGAAUCAGGGGAAGGUACAAGUUGGUUUAGUCAGCCUGGAACUGACCCAACGAAAUGACCAAGAACAGGAGAGGGAAUCUGUACCUGCACUUAACUGCCUGUUCUUCUGUCACUCUUAAAGGGCCAAUGUUUUGUAAUAAAAUCAUUUCGAUCUGC
Molecule: messenger RNA, 1250 nt
Organism: Xenopus laevis (African clawed frog)
Lineage: Eukaryota; Metazoa; Chordata; Amphibia; Anura; Pipidae
Gene: mri1.L
Product: methylthioribose-1-phosphate isomerase 1 L homeolog
Biological process (GO): L-methionine cycle
Cellular component (GO): cytoplasm; nucleus
Molecular function (GO): S-methyl-5-thioribose-1-phosphate isomerase activity
Source: RefSeq, marked provisional